Phlebotomus papatasi is the source of this 2656-nucleotide messenger RNA. It is a transcript of the gene Moe, whose product is annotated as moesin/ezrin/radixin homolog 1. Gene Ontology annotation, cellular component: cytoskeleton; apical part of cell; filopodium. The record is from RefSeq and is a predicted model, not a curated record. Gene Ontology annotation, molecular function: actin binding; cell adhesion molecule binding. The transcript has 6 exons. The coding region runs from base 718 to 2460 and encodes 580 amino acids. NCBI's taxonomy places the organism in Eukaryota, Metazoa, Arthropoda, Insecta, Diptera, Psychodidae. Gene Ontology annotation, biological process: positive regulation of early endosome to late endosome transport; regulation of cell shape; regulation of organelle assembly.
CUUUAAGAAGACGCGGUAUUAGUAGUGCUUCUUCGCCGUUUUGUUUUUCAAAUGGAAAUUUCUUUAACACUGUAUUUAAGAGGAGAACUAUCUUACAGAUUUCUCAACAUCUCCGGUGAUCAUAUAAGUUUUCCGGAGGGGAGAAAAUAGAGAGGGGGGAAGGAAAAAUUGUCUGUGUGAGUUUUUUUUUUUUUUUGAAAAGACAAAAAGACGAAAUAUAAUAGUCUUAUUCUCCCUCCAUUCCACUGAAUACUGAAAAAAAAGACACAGAAUUGAGUUGACGAUAGUGUUGGGGUAAAUAAAGCGCGAUUUUAUGUAUUCCCGGUUGGAGUAUCGUGACGCAAUCAACGAAUAUGACCGUUGGGUUGGAAGUAGUUUGAACAAAUUGAAUGUAUUCAGUUGGGAGUUGGAUAUUGUGGCAGUUGUAUAGUGUUUUUGGAUGUUAAGAGUGGUCUCUGGACUGAAAGAAUAGGAGACAGAACAGAAAAAAAUUGAGAGUGUGCUAACUGGGCAAAUAUUAGCCUGGAUAUUCUUAACUAAUUCCACCUCUUUUAGUGCUUUCUUGUGGAUUUUACUGUGUGACUCAGUUAAUUUUUUUGUCUUCUAUCUUCUGAGGACAAGAAAUCAAAGUUCUAAGGAUUAGAAAGUCUUCUUGCUUAAGAAGAACCCAUAUUAUUAGCUUUUCGUGUGUAAGAUAGUGCUUCAAGAACAAUUAAAAUGGUAGCCGGAGGAAAAAUGGUAAAUGUACGUGUUACCACGAUGGAUGCCGAGUUGGAGUUUGCAAUUCAGCAAACUACCACCGGCAAACAAUUGUUCGAUCAAGUGGUCAAGACAAUUGGAUUACGUGAGGUUUGGUUCUUUGGACUUCAAUAUACAGACUCCAAGGGUGAUCUCACAUGGAUUAAACUCUACAAAAAGGUGAUGAAUCAAGAUGUGAAGAAGGAGAAUCCGCUACAGUUUAAAUUCCGGGCAAAAUUCUAUCCGGAAGAUGUUGCUGAGGAAUUGAUUCAGGACAUAACGCUGCGUCUGUUCUAUCUUCAAGUAAAAAAUUCAAUUCUCUGUGAUGAGAUAUACUGUCCGCCAGAAACAUCAGUUCUCCUGGCAUCAUAUGCCGUUCAGGCACGCCAUGGUGACUUCAAUAAAUCCAAUCAUUCAUCUGGCUUCCUGUCCAAUGAUCGUCUCUUGCCACAGCGUGUCAUUGAUCAGCACAAGAUGUCCAAGGAUGAAUGGGAGAAGAGUAUUAUGACGUGGUGGCAGGAACAUCGUGGUAUGCUCCGUGAGGAUGCCAUGAUGGAAUAUCUCAAGAUUGCCCAGGAUUUGGAGAUGUACGGUGUGAAUUAUUUUGAGAUUCGCAAUAAGAAGGGAACAGAAUUGUGGCUGGGAGUUGACGCCCUUGGACUCAAUAUCUACGAAAAGGAUGACAAAUUGACGCCCAAGAUUGGAUUUCCCUGGUCAGAAAUCCGAAAUAUCUCAUUCAAUGACAGGAAGUUCAUCAUUAAGCCAAUCGACAAGAAGGCGCCAGACUUUGUGUUCUUUGCGCCACGCGUGAGGAUCAACAAACGCAUCCUGGCUCUGUGUAUGGGCAACCAUGAGCUGUACAUGCGCCGUCGCAAGCCGGACACCAUCGAUGUGCAGCAGAUGAAGGCUCAGGCGCGCGAAGAGAAGAAUGCCAAGCAGCAGGAGCGUGAGAAACUGCAGAUGGCACUGGCGGCGCGCGAGAGGGCUGAGAAGAAGCAGCAGGAGUACGAAGAUCGCCUGCGCUCCAUGCAGGAAGAAAUGGAGAGAUCACAGUCGAGCCUGGUGGAGGCACAGAAUAUGAUUAGACGCCUGGAAGAGCAGCUGAAGCAACUGCAGGCGGCCAAGGAUGAGUUGGAGAAGCGUCAACAGGAGCUUCAGGCAAUGCUGACGCGCCUGGAAGAGGCCAAGAAUAUGGAAGCGGCUGAACGUACGAAGCUGGAAGAGGAGAUUUCGGCCAAGCAGCGCGAAGUGCAGCGAAUUCAGGAUGAAGUGGCAGCCAAGGAUUCCGAAACGAAGAGACUACAGGAAGAAGUUGAGGAGGCUCGUCGCAAGCAGGCGCUUUUGUUGCAGAGCGAAGCGGCGGCUGCACUGCUGGCGGCCAGUACAACUCCGCAGCAUCAUCACGUGGCCGAGGAUGAGCACGAUGAGGAGAUGCUCAAUGGCGAGGGCAAUGGAGAUGUUUCACGUGACCUGGACAUUGAUGAACACAUCAAGGAUCCAGUCGAAGACAGACGCACCCUGGCUGAACGCAAUGAACGCUUGCAUGAUCAGCUUAAGGCGCUGAAGAAGGAUUUGGCUCAGUCCCGCGAUGAGACGAAAGAGACGGUCAACGACAAAAUUCACCGCGAAAACGUUCGCCAGGGACGUGACAAGUACAAGACUCUGCGAGAGAUCCGCAAAGGAAACACGAAGCGUCGAGUGGAUCAAUUUGAAAAUAUGUAAAAAAAAGAAAAGCAGUAGAAGAGUCCAAGGUGAGUGUUUAGUAAGUGCACAGGAGCAAAAAAAAGGAUAAUAAGAAGAGAAAUAAUUAAUUAAAACAAAAAAAGAAGUUGGGGUUAAAGUUAGGCCGAAAAAAAAGAAAAUCCAUUCGAAAAGAUAAAAUAACGUCACUAUUAAUCCUUUCAACUAAUACUUUUUU